Molecule: messenger RNA, 1733 nt
Organism: Leptopilina boulardi
Lineage: Eukaryota; Metazoa; Arthropoda; Insecta; Hymenoptera; Figitidae
Gene: Lsd-1
Product: lipid storage droplets surface-binding protein 1
Exons: 8
Coding region: 215-1393 (392 amino acids)
Biological process (GO): positive regulation of triglyceride storage; lipid storage
Cellular component (GO): cytosol; lipid droplet
Source: RefSeq, a predicted model, not a curated record
UUCGCGGCAUGAGAUUCAUUCCGGCUCAAACAGCCACUUAGAGAUUUUAAUCGCGUCAUAUUUUUUUUACGAUGCAUUACAUUAAUUUACAAAGUUCACGCUUCGCUGUUACGUUUUGAAACAUUUUUUUUUUUUUUUUUUUUUUAAUUGUCCUGUGUGAUGACACACAUUUUGUGAAUUAAUUUCCGUUAUUUGGAAAUUUCAACAAAAAAUUAUGACGAUCACUAACUCAAAUUACCGCGAUAUGGCACGAUCAAAUUUUAAACGAAGACACUCAGAUCUAUCGCAAUUUGAAUCCGUUGCCAGAAUUUCCAGUUUUCCAAUUGUUGAAAGCAGUAUCUACAUUGCUGGAAAUGUUUAUGAAAUGAUUAAGCGAUCAAAUUCAUUGAUGAAUUGGAGUUUAGACACAGUUGAGCAAUCUUUAGCUUCGGCAAAAUCGGCAAUUUUUGCUCUCAAUGGUCCAAUAACAACGAUUGAUCAAAUUUUAUGCAAGGGCAUUGAUAUUGUUGAACAGAGAGUACCGGCUGUUCAUCUGCCUCCUCAACUUAUGUACUGGAAUACGAAAGAAUAUGUGAACAAGAAAAUUGUAAAACCAGUUCUAAUGAGAGCGGACAGCAUGAAACAAAUUGGUAGCCAUGCUGCUAAUGUUGCAGCUGAUAGAUUAGAUGGAGCAUUGUCUGUUGCUGAUCAAUAUAUUGAUCAUUAUUUACCAGGAGAUCCAAGUGAUAAAAUUGCUGAAGUAGAUACAGUGGAUGCUCCCGUUGAAUCAACAAGUAAGACAGUACGAACAAUAAAACAUGGUGCGCGAUUUUCUCGAAAAUUACAAAGAAGGCUUACACGACGCACAUUAUUGGAAGCAAAAGCACUUAAAAAUCAAGGAACAGAAUGUAUUGCCGUUCUUCUCUAUGUAGCAGAACUCAUAGCAACGGAUCCUAAACUGGCUUAUCAAAAAGCAAAGGAAUUAUGGGCCACAUUAAGUUUACCGGAACCGGAAAAUCAAGCACGUCCAGCAACAUUGGAACAGCUUUUGGUUCUAUUGACACGUGAAUUUACACGUAGAAUUGUUCAUUUAGUGAAUGCAACUGCAAUUCUUGCUUCACGAUCACCACGAGUUUUUGGUAGAUUGCUGUUGACAAUCUCACAUCAAAUGCUUGCGGUUGCAGAUGCUGUCAUUAAGGCAGCGCCAAUUGUUAGAAAGGAAGAUGCUUAUAAAAUGAGUACAGCAGGCAUGAAUUCAGCAAUCAACAGGCUUAAUUCAACAACAAAUCGAUUAUUAGAGCAGUUUGCUGCAUUUUUGGCAGGUAGACCUCGAGUUCAAAAAGCAAAUCACAAUCAAAAUCAUAAUAAUCAUCUUAGAAUCUCGUCCAAUCCACCUGUGAAUGGAAUUGAAUAACAAUAUUUAAUUUUAAAGAAAUUAAAAAGAGGUUUUAUUGAUUUUUAAAGGAAUUAAAUGGAGAUACAAAACGAAAAGAAGAAUAAAAUUAAAGAAGAAGAAGAAGAAGAAAAAAUUUAAAAAUGCGGAGACAAAUGGUCAGAUUGAAUGAGAAAUUGAAUAUCUAUAUUAAAAUAAAUAUGUAUUUUUAAUUCUUAGCAUUUUUUUUUUUUUUUUAGUUUUAGUGAUAGGUUUUUUUUUUGACACAAUGUAAAAGUGUUUCUUUAAGAUUUUUUUUGCUUCUAAAAUGUAAUAAAUUUAAUUGAAAGUGAGCUUUAUAAUAAAGGGUGUGACUGUAAAU